AGACUCAAUUUUUUUUGUUCACUUUGUAUCAAGACUCAUUUUUUAUCCUUGUAAUAUGAAUCUUUUUGCAUAUUUAGUUUGGUGAUUCAAUACCCUUUUGGCUUUUUGUUUUUUCAAGUUUUUUUAUCAUUAUAUAUGAAUCUUUUUGCAUAUCUUGUUUGGUGAUUUAAUACCAUUUUGGUUUAUGUUUCAAAUUUUUCUUGUUCACUUUGUAUCAAGGCUCAUUUUUUUAUCCUUAUAAUCUGAGUUUAUUUGCAUAUGUUGUUUAAAUUAUCCAGUACCCUUUUGUCUUCUGGUUCAUAUUUAUGCUAUAAUGAGGCUAUUUCACCCUUACUCCAUUUUUUUUUUUUUGUUUGACUUUCUAUCAAGACUCAAUUUUUAUCCUAAUGAUCUGAAUCUGCAUUUGCAUAAUCUUGUCUGAUGUUCCAAUACCCUUUUGGAUUUUGUUUCAUCUUUAUGCUUUGAUGAGGCUAUUUCGACGAUGUACGAGGAUUUCUAUCCUCUCUUUGCUUGCUAUUUCAGUAUUCACACCUGUUUUCUUGCUUUCAUUUAGGCUCAAAAACCUUAACUCUGAUGCAUCUAGAGACUUUGUUGAAGACUUAUCGAUUCUUAAGCAUAGAAUAGAUGCUCAGGCGAAUAGUGCAGUUCAACAGGAAGAAGUUGAAGGCCUAAAAGGACCACACCUGGUUGUCUAUAGAGAUGGAGAUCAUGGCUCUUUAGUCGGCUUGGAUGAGAAUGAUAGGCGUCACAAAGCAGAGAACGUUAACUUAUUGCAAAGCAAUGGGACCACAUAUGGUGGACAAGAAAAAAGUCAACGAAAUCUAUCUGAGCAAAAAGCGUUCCCGUAUAGAGAAAAGGAGAAGUCCAGACCAGAAGGGGUUCAACACAGUCGGAGCAUUCAGUCACAUCCGCGGAGGCCAUUAGAUGAGAAGGUAAAAGAGAUGAAAGAUAAGGUGAUAAGGGCCAAAGCAUACUUGAGUUUUGCACCACCAGAUAGCAACUCUCAUUUUGUGAAAGAGAUAAAGCUACGAAUUAAAGAGCUAGAACGAGCUAUGGGUGAUGUUACUAAAGAUUCUGGUUUGUCAAGGAGGGCCACGCAAAAGAUGAAAGCCAUGGAUGGGACCCUGCUGAAAGCAAGCAGAAUAUACCCUGAUUGCUCAGCUAUGGUGAAUACACUACGUGCCAUGACGUAUAAUGCUGAAGAACAGCUUCGAUCACAAAGGGAUCAAACUUCCUUCCUCGUACAGCUCGCUGCAAGAACUACACCAAAAGGCCUUCAUUGCCUUUCCAUGCAGUUGACCACAGAAUAUUUUGCUCUGCAGCCUGAGGAGCGGGAGUUUCCUAACCAACACAAACUGCAGGAUCCCGAUCUCUAUCACUUUGCUGUUUUCUCAGACAAUGUUUUGGCAUGUUCUGUGGUUGUCAAUACAACUGUUUCAACCGCUAAGGAUCCAGAGAAAAUUGUCUUUCAUAUAGUGACUGAUUCUCUCAACCUGCCAGCCAUGUCGAUGUGGUUCUUGAUGAAUCCUCCUGGCAAAGCUACCAUUCAAAUCCAGAGCAUAGACGGUUUUGAAUGGUUAUCGAUCAAAUACAAUGAGGAUCAGCAGAAGCAAAAAGGCCUUGAUCCAAGAUAUGCUUCUGCACUGAACCACUUACGUUUUUAUCUUCCUGAUAUUUUUCCUUCUGUGAACAAGAUUGUGUUCCUCGACCAUGACGUGGUUGUGCGAAAAGAUCUAACCAGACUUUGGCACAUCAACAUUAAGGGCAAAGUGAAUGGUGCAGUGGAGACUUGUGUGGAAGGUGAGCCUUCAUUCCGCCGAAUGGAUAUGUUCAUCAAUUUCACAGACCCCUCGGUGGCAACAAGGUUCGAUGCAAACACAUGCACUUGGGCAUAUGGUAUGAAUGUAUUUGAUCUGCAGGAGUGGAGGAAGCGAAACUUAACUGCUCUCUAUCACAAGUACUUGGAGCUGGGAAGUAAGAGACCAUUACUGAAAGCUGGUAGUUUACCACUUGGUUGGAUGACAUUUUACAAACACACUCAUGCUCUGGACAGGACAUGGCAUCUACUCGGGUUGGGGUAUGACUCGGGUGUCACACGAGCACAAAUCGAGCAGGCAGCUGUGAUUCAUUAUGAUGGAGUUAUGAAACCAUGGUUAGACAUUGGUGUCCAAAAGUACAAGUCCUAUUGGAACAGACAUGUUAGCUAUGAACAUCCAUAUCUGCAACAAUGUAAUUUACAUGAGUAGCAAUUUGAUCCAAGGAGGUGUAAGCACCACUUAUGUUCACCUUUAUGUGGCCUAGGAAGUUACGGGUUCAAACUAUGACACGACAACCUCUUGUACAAAUGCAAGGUUGGACCACAUUACAUAGUCUAAGCCUUUUUCAGAAUACACACAUAGCAGAAACUUAGUACAUCGAGCUUCCCUUUUUGGUGUUGGAACUACUGACAUUCUCACUUAAUUCUUUCCAUAUUGAUCCACUAUACAUAUUCUUCAUUGUAAAGUUCAAAUUCUUGGGAUGUCAUUGUUUUUACAGACUAUGUAUAGUCAUACUUUGGGGCCUUACAUUUUAUUUUAUAACAUAAGUAUUUAUAAAAAUUUAUUUAACUUUUCUUAAUAUAA
Solanum tuberosum (potato) is the source of this 2621-nucleotide messenger RNA. Its product is annotated as probable galacturonosyltransferase 6. Gene Ontology annotation, molecular function: polygalacturonate 4-alpha-galacturonosyltransferase activity. The coding region runs from base 465 to 2246 and encodes 593 amino acids. Lineage: Eukaryota; Viridiplantae; Streptophyta; Magnoliopsida; Solanales; Solanaceae. The record is from RefSeq and is a predicted model, not a curated record. The transcript has 9 exons.